AUGGGCAUGCAUGGGCCUCUGACGGCCCAAGCUCUGGGCCGGUCGCCUUAUGAUGAUGUGGUCGAGGGGGAGGGAGAGGAAGAUCCUCGACAGCCUACCCAGCAGUACGACUACCGAGGCCGCCCAUUCAACCCGGAGACGAGACGCGUCAAUCGCGAGAUCGUGAGAUCUCACAAUGAGGUCAUGCUUGUGAUCGGCGUCGCCGAAGCAGAGAAUCCAGCCCUGAGCGCAGAAGCCGAGUCCCACCGGCGCCACGAAGCCUACGAAGAGUCUGUCGGCCUUUUUCUCGCCUCACCAGCCAAGCGCUGCGUCGAGGCAGUCGGAAUCUUUGGCAUCAAUGGCCUAAGACAUCGGAUCCUGAUCUACAAGCGGUACUCUCAGAUUCCAUUCUGGGAGCUCUUUCAGGCAGCCCGGAAUGACUUUUCUCUCUCACGAGACAUCUUCGCAGGUGCUUCCUCGAGCUUUUUCAUACACUACAUUGAAAACACCUUCAGACGCAUGCUCGCGUGCGACGCAGGCUGCUUGGUGCCAAGUCGUUUAACUCUUGAGAUCUGGAGCUAUAUCCGGAUUCACUUGGAGCUCCACGUUGCAUUGCAACACUUGGGCCUAAUACCCAACAAGCUGCUGCUUCCGAACCCCAAGUUCUUUAUCCCGUUCACGGACGCGUCCCCGAUCUCUGCACCUCCAGCUCCAGAGGACUUCAGUAUUCCAUCCUUGCUACGAUGGCUUGGCGGUGCCUUCAUCUCCACGACGCCCUUCAUCGUCUGGGUCAUGGCUCAGCGAAUGCUGAGGGAGUGGAAGCCCCAAAUUUGGAGCCAUGUCUUCAGGUGGAUUCCAAACACCAUGUUCCGUGGCAAGAAAGCCCCGCCGCUUCCGCCGCCGUCUUUGCCACCCCCUCCGCCGCUUUCCACAACCUUCCCGGGACCAUCACAGGGAGGAAAUGAGCAGCAGGCACCUGCCGGAGACGAGGGCACUCAGCAAAACGGCGUAUCUCGCUCGCGUGGUUCGGAACCUAAUCCCACUGACCCAGGCGAUGACUAUGCGAGCGACGAAGAUGAAAAUGAAGGUGUAAGCGCCACUCUCAUAAGCUUCGACGUCGAAGCCACCGAGUCGGCAGACGCCCCUCCCGGUCUGUGGUCCGCUGAGCUGCGCCCGAGCCAAUUCCAAGAACCGAGGACAUGUGCAUGCCAACAUCACCCCCUCUACUUGGACACGUUGCUCACCCAGCUUCCUGCACUCAUCGGGUCUCACAUCUUUACCGAUGCCAUCACCCGGCUCGUGAUGACGCCUUACGAAGCAACCGCCCUACGACUAGUUGCGCGGACGUUACGCCUGAACCAAGGGCUCUCGUCCCAGGACAUUCACGCCGCAAGUUUGCUGAGCGGGCUUUCCUGGACUACUGCCAUGAAUUUCUUCGCCACCGAGUUUCUCCAUCUCGUUUUAUGUGGAGAAGUCUGGGCUGCGUUCACAGGUAUCUCGCAAUGGUUUCACAAAACAGAGGAAGAGUGGAAAGCAGGUGAAGCCGGAACUUGA
This is a messenger RNA of Hirsutella rhossiliensis, 1533 nucleotides long. RefSeq lists its product as uncharacterized. Lineage: Eukaryota; Fungi; Ascomycota; Sordariomycetes; Hypocreales; Ophiocordycipitaceae. Bases 1 to 1533 code for a protein of 510 amino acids. The transcript has 5 exons. The record is from RefSeq and is a predicted model, not a curated record.